AUGUACCGUCUUGAUUGCAAAGUUGGCAAACAUGGAAACCGAGUAUCAAUUGCUAAUGAAACUGGUGCCAAACCGGAUCUAUGGCACCAAAGAAUGGCGCAUUUAAAUGCCGGUCAAAUGAAAAUCAUGGCUUCAAAGGAACUCAUUACAGGCACGGACAUACCUGGAACGGGCAAGUUAAGUUUUUGCGUGGCCUGUGCGGAGGGAAAGGCUCACCGAGCGCCAUUUAAGCCAGUGGGAGAAAUUAAGUCAACGAGAAGGUUAGAGUUGGUCCAUAGUGAUGUUGCCGGACCGAUGAAGACUGAAAGCUUUGGAGGUGCAAAGUACUUCGUCACCUUCAUCGAUGAUUACUCCAGAUGUGUCACUGUUCACCCAAUGAAGUAUAAGUCUGAAGUGUUGGAAAAAUUCAAGGAGUGGGAGGCAGCCGUGACAAACCAGGCAUGCAAGAUUAAGACACUUCGGACAGACAAUGGUGGUGAAUGCACAUCCACCGAGUUCCAAGAUUUUCUAAAGGAGAAAGCAAUUCGCAAUGAGACUACAGUGCCACAUUCACCCCAGCAGAAUGGGGUAGCUGAGCGCAUGAACCGAACACUUCAAGAAGCAGCUCUCUUUAUGAUUCUGCAUGCUGGACUGUCCAAAGCUUUCUGGGCAAAAGCAGUUUGCAAUGCGGCCUAUGUAAGAAACCGAGUCAUCACGACUGCGACCGCGGUAACCCCUUACGAAAGAUGA
This is a messenger RNA of Paramuricea clavata, 729 nucleotides long. Lineage: Eukaryota; Metazoa; Cnidaria; Anthozoa; Malacalcyonacea; Plexauridae. The record is from the annotation of a GenBank genome assembly.